AUGCAGGAGGGCGAGGCCGGCUGCGCCGUCGCGUUCGCCGAAGCCCAGAGAUGGGUAGAGGCAGUGACAGAGAAGAACUUUGAAACACAGGAUUUUCGAGCCUCUCUAGAGAAUGGUGUUCUGUUGUGUGAUUUGAUUAAUAAGCUUAAACCUGGUGUCAUAAAGAAGAUCAAUAGACUGUCCACACCAAUAGCAGGUUUGGAUAAUAUAAACGUUUUUUUGAAAGCUUGUGAACAGAUUGGAUUGAAAGAAGCCCAGCUUUUCCAUCCUGGGGAUCUACAGGACUUAUCGAAUCGAGUCACUGUCAAGCAAGAAGAGACCGAUAGGAGAGUGAAAAAUGUUUUGAUAACAUUGUACUGGCUGGGAAGAAAAGCACAAAGUAACCCCUACUAUAAUGGUCCAUAUCUUAAUUUGAAAGCAUUUGAGAAUCUUUUGGGACAAGCUCUGACCAAGGCACUUGAAGACUCCAGCUGUCUGAAACGAAGUGGCAGGGACAGUGGGUACGGAGAUAUCUGGUGUGCUGACCGGGGAGAGUUCCCUGUGCCCCCAGGCAGCCAUAGGAGAGAAGAUUCGUUUGAAAGCUUGGACUCUCUGGGCUCUAGGUCCUUCACAAGCUGCUCCUCUGAUAUCACGCUGAGGGGUGGGCGUGAAGGUUGCGAAAGCGACACAGAUUCUGAAUUUACCUUCAAAAUGCAGGAAUAUAAUAAAGAUGAUAUGUCCUAUCGGAGGAUUUCGGCCAUUGAACCAAAAUCUGCUCUACCGUUCAAUCGUUUCUUACCCAACAAGAGCAGACAGCCGUCCUAUGUGCCGGCGCCCUUGAGGAAGAAGAAGCCGGACCGGAAUGAGGAUAACAGAAGGAGCUGGGCCAGCCCGGUGGGCUCAGAAGCCGAUGGGACGUUUCCAAGACUCUUUCAAAAGAUUUAUGGUGAAAAUGGGAGCAAGUCCAUGAGCGAUGUCAGCGCCGAGGAUGUUCAGAACCUGCGUCAGCUGCGUUACGAGGAGAUGCAGAAAAUGAAAUCCCAGCUAAAAGAGCAGGAUCAGAAAUGGCAGGAUGACCUUGCAAAAUGGAAAGACCGUCGAAAAAGCUACACUUCAGACUUGCAGAAGAAAAAAGAAGAGAGAGAAGAAAUUGAAAAGCAGGCGCUGGAGAAAUCUGAGAAAAGCUCUAAGACAUUUAAGGAAAUGCUGCAGGACAGGGAAUCCCGAAAUCAGACGUCUACAGUUACAUCGAGGAGCAGAAUAUAUUCUUCUGAUGAUGCAUUGAAUGAAGACAGGCUUCCCCUGACACUAACAAUGUCAGAAGCAAGUCAUCAGGGGGAGAGAGUAGAAGAGAAAGGAAUAACGUACCCUACAGAAAUCCCUAAACAAGAUUCUACAACUGUGGUGAAAAGAGAGGACCCCCUACCUGCUGUAAUUCAGCUUCCCUCUAAAAGCCCCACGGAAGAACAACGCCCGGCCCCUUUGUCUGCCCAGCGUUCACUGACUACACAAAUGGAGUCGACUCGAGUUUCAGCUUCUCUCCCCAGAAGUUACCAGAAAACUGAUACAGCUAGGUUGACAUCUGUGGUCACACCGAGACCUUUUGGCUCUCACUCAAGGGGAAUCUCAUCGCUCCCGAGAUCCUACACGAUGGAUGACGUUUGGAAGUAUAAUGGAGAUGUAGAAGGCGUUAAGAGAACUCAGUACAGCUCGGUCAGCACCUCUAUGCAAAAGUCUGACCCAAGCCAGCUGGCUUCCAGCUCCUUCAGUGAAAGAGAGGCAGUGACAUCGGGAGAGGGUGUGAUGAAGUUGCCCUCUCCUACACCCCCCUUCUCGUCUCUCUCCCAGGACUGGGCUGCCACUUCUAAUGCUACCUGGUCUUCAGUAUCUGGCCCCAAUUCAAUGCCUGAACUUGGAGAAGGGAGAAGCUCACCACAGACAGAGGUGUCAUCAUCAAAGGAUCAGUUCAGUGAUAUGAGAAUCAGCAUAAACCAGACGCCUGGGAACGGCCUUGACUUUGGGUUUACAGUAAAAUGGGAUAUUUCCGGGAUCUUCGUAGCAUCAGUGGAAGCAGGUAGCCCAGCAGAAUUUUCUCAGCUACAGGUAGAUGAUGAAAUUAUUGCCAUCAACAAUACCAAGUUUUCAUAUAAAGACACUAAAGAGUGGGAAGAAGCCAUGGCUAAUGCUCAAGAAACUGGAAACCUAGUAAUGGAUAUCAGGCGCUAUGGAAAGUCUGGUUCACCUGAAACAAAGUGGAUUGAUGCAACUUCUGGAAUUUACAACUCAGACAGAUCUUCAAAUCUAUCAAUAAUGACUGAUUUCUCAGAAAGCCUUCAGAAUUCUACUACCGAGUCCAAGGAAAUCAAUGGGAUUCGUGAUGAAAGCAGUACUUUUGAGUUAAAAGCAUCUGAACCUAUUUCUUUGAAAAACUUAAAAAGGCGAUCACAAUUUUUUGAACAAGGAAGCUCCGAUUCUGUGGUUCCUGAUCUUCCAGUUCCAACUAUCAGUGCCCCGAGUCGCUGGGCGUGGGAUCAAGAGGAGGAGCGAAAGCGGCAGGAGAGGUGGCAGAAGGAGCAGGACCGCCUGCUGCAGGAAAAAUACCAACGUGAGCAGGAGAAACUAAGGGAAGAGUGGCAAAGAGCUCAGCAGGAGGCUGAGAGAGAGAAUUACAAGUUCUUGAAUGAGGAGCUGAUGGUCCUGAACUCAAACAUCGCAGCUCUGACCACACGGGAGCCCUCUGUUGCCACCUUGGAAGCCACCUGGAAUGAAGGGUCCAAGUCUUCUGACAGGGAAGGAACCCGAGCAGGAGAAGAGGAGAGGAGACAGUGGCAUGAGGAAGGUAUGACUGAGGACCAAAGGAAGAAGCUUCAGGAACAACUUACUAUUGAGAAAGAGAGGGAACUGAAGGAGCAACAAUAUCAGGAAGAGCAGGAGGAGAUGCGGCGUCAGGCCGAGGCUGAGGAGCAGAAGAAGCGCUACGCAGAAGAACAGAUGCGCCAGGCAGAGGAGCAGAAGCGCCAGGCGGAGGAGCAGAGGCGCCAGGCAGAGGAGCAGAGGCGCCAGGCGGAGGAGAAGAAGCGUCACACAGAAGAACAGAAGCACCAGACAGAAAGAGAGAAGGAAACGAUAGUCAGAAUAUACCAGUAUAGAAGGCCUGUUGAUUCCUAUGAUACACUGAAGGGAGAGGAAGAAUCUUCAGGUUUGCUUCCUAGUGACAGGAAUAAAUCCAGAUCCACUACUGAGCUGGAUGAUUUCUCCACAAAUAAAAAUGGAAGCCAUAAAUAUUUAGACCGAGUUGGGAACGGUAGCUCAUCACAGAGGAGCGCCAAGAAGGAACAAGGUCCAUCAGGAGCAGAGUUGGAGAGGCAACAGAUCCUUCAAGAAAUGAGGAAGAGGACAUCCCUUCACACUGACAGCAGCUGGAUCCGUCAGCGCAGUUCCAGCAUCAAUAAAGAGCCCAUUUGUCUGCCUGGGAUUAUGAGAAGAGGCGAAUCUCUAGAUAACCUGGAGUCCCCAAGGUCCAGUUCGUGGAGACAGUCCCCAUGGCUCAGUCAGUCCACAGCGGUCUACGCUUCGUCCUCCGUCCAAGACUUCAGCCGCCCACCCCCGCAGCUGGUGUCCACGUCCAACCGUGCCUACAUGCGGAACCCGUCCUCCAGCAUGUCCCCUCCUGCAGCGGGUUCCGUGAAGACCAGCCCCGCACCGUCCCCCACUCCACGCAGCCAUUUCCCUUCCGCUCCACCAUCCCAGCCACGCAACAGGUCAGUCAGUGGGAAGCGCAUGUGCUCCUACUGCAAUAACAUUCUGGGCAAAGGAGCUGCCAUGAUCAUCGAGUCCCUGGGUCUUUGUUAUCAUUUAUGUUGUUUUAAGUGUGUUGCCUGUGAGUGUGACCUCGGAGGCUCUUCCUCAGGAGCUGAAGUCAGAAUCCGAAACAACCAACUGUACUGCAACAACUGCUAUCUCCGACUCAAAUCUGGACGGCCAACCGCCAUGUGA
This is a messenger RNA of Pipistrellus nathusii (Nathusius's pipistrelle), 3975 nucleotides long. The record is from the annotation of a GenBank genome assembly. NCBI's taxonomy places the organism in Eukaryota, Metazoa, Chordata, Mammalia, Chiroptera, Vespertilionidae.